AUGCUACGGGAGUUGGAAAAGAUUCUAUAUCCCCCAACAAAAGACGAACAAAUCGUGAAUACCGCGCUGAUAGUAUUCCUGAAUGCUCUUACAAUCCACUUUUCUCUCUCCUUGGACUGGACCUUGCACCGAAAAUCAUUCACCGCGGCUUUUAAAGAUACUGUCUUUCAAGCAAGGAUGGACGGAUAUCUAGAUGAUUCCCAUGGAACGCCUAGUGAGAGCGCCCAAAUGGUCGCCUGGAUCAAAAGGGAUACCAAUCAGCCCAAGGACGUCACAAGAUGUAAGCGUCUUCAUAUAUCUCAAGACCGACAUGAGGUAUACGUGACAGUAGCUAAAUAUGAUGAGAGAUAUCUUAAUUACCUCGACAACACGCACCCUUCAAGUGAGAACGAUAACCGGCCCUUUCUAACCAUCCGCCAAUAUGGACCGUGGAAUACAUUAGAAAACUCGCACAUCCGCGAUCUGGGGCUGAUCCUUCUAGCAAUCAGCUUGCAAGCCGAUGACGAUCGCAAAGCGAACUUGCCUUGA
Penicillium egyptiacum is the source of this 528-nucleotide messenger RNA. Lineage: Eukaryota; Fungi; Ascomycota; Eurotiomycetes; Eurotiales; Aspergillaceae. The record is from the annotation of a GenBank genome assembly.